CCAAAGGCGUGACAGGGAGCUCUGCUUGCUCCGAGCAAAUCGGGCAGUCUGCUGAACGCUUCCGAAGAUACGAGACAAUAAGUGAUUAAAGGAAGUUCCCGGGAGGUCAAUGAAUAGUGAUUUUUCUGUCAAUCCCAAUCUGAAGCCAGAACCAAUCAAUCAAAGUAUCAAUUAGUAGUGAAUUUCAGACUUAAUCAUGCAGAGUCAGUCAUUUGAGGGAGGAAAAAAAUCGCCCACCUAAUAGCCGCUGCCCAAUGCGGCGUGGUGAUCAAUUACUCUGCCGAUCCCAGCAAACCUAGAAAUGGACACCCACUCGACUCACCCGGCCGGAACCAUUCGCUCCCGUAGCUCCCAGUCCCCUUCUCCCUCUCAUUCUGCCUCCGCCUCCGCUACUUCUACCAUCCACAAGCGCAAGAUGGCCUCUGAUGAUCACGCUCCUCCCUUCCCCCCCUCUUCCUUCUCCGCCGACACCCGAGACGGCGCUCUGACCUCCAAUGAUGACCUCGAGAGCAUUUCCGCCCGCGGCGCUGAUUCCGACUCCGACGAUGAGUCCGAGGAUGCCGUUGUUGACGACGACGAGGAGGAUUACGACAAUGACUCCUCCAUGCGCACCUUCACCGCCGCAAGGCUUGAAAACCCCUCCUCAGCCCCUCGGAAUACCAAGCUCCAAAAGGAUAAUACGACGGUCAAGAUGGAGAAUUCGGACGGUGCGAAAGACGCUGCCACUGCUGGGACUGCUACGGUGGGAACCAUUCCCACCUCCACCUCGGUUCCGGGCAUUAUGGUUAAGGAGGACGCCACCAAGAUUUUUACUGAUAAUUUGCAGACGAGUGGGGCAUACUGUGCAAGGGAGGAGAGUCUCAGGAGAGAGGAAGAAGCAGGGAAGCUGAAAUUCGUAUGUCUUUCAAAUGAUGGCGUUGAUGAGCAUAUGGUUUGGUUGAUAGGAUUGAAGAAUAUUUUUGCUAGACAACUUCCCAAUAUGCCCAAGGAAUACAUUGUCCGACUUGUUAUGGAUAGGAGCCAUAAGUCUGUGAUGGUCAUAAGAAGUAACAAAGUUGUUGGAGGAAUUACAUAUCGCCCAUAUGUAAACCAAAAGUUCGGUGAGAUAGCCUUUUGUGCAAUAACAGCUGAUGAGCAAGUAAAAGGUUAUGGCACCAGACUGAUGAAUCACUUGAAACAGUAUGCUCGUGAUGAGGAUGGAUUGACACACUUUCUCACAUAUGCUGAUAAUAAUGCUGUUGGCUAUUUUAUCAAGCAGGGCUUCACCAAAGAGAUUCACUUGGAGAAAGAUCGAUGGCAAGGGUAUAUAAAGGAUUAUGAUGGAGGAAUUCUCAUGGAAUGCAAGAUUGAUCCAAAGCUCCCAUACACUGAUUUAUCAACUAUGAUUCGUCGUCAGAGGCAGGCUAUUGAUGAAAAGAUAAGAGAGUUGUCAAACUGUCACAUUGUUUAUCCCGGAUUUGAUUUUCAGAAGAAAGAAGCUGGUAUUCCUAAAAAAUCGAUCAAAGUUGAGGAUAUCCCUGGUUUGAGAGAGGCUGGAUGGACUGCUGAUCAGUGGGGUCAUUCCCGAUUUAGAAGUAGUUUAUGUGUUUCUACAGACAGCGCUACAAAUCAAAAACAUUUGACUGCAUUUAUGCGAUCACUUCUAAAGUCAAUGCACGACCAUGCUGAUGCCUGGCCAUUCAGAGAACCAGUUGAUGCCCGGGAUGUUCCUGAUUAUUAUGACAUCAUCAAAGAUCCAAUGGAUCUGAAGACAAUGUCAAAGAGGGUGGAGUCUGAGCAAUAUUAUGUUACGUUAGAGAUGUUCGUUGCAGAUGCCAGCAGAAUGUUCGCCAAUGCACGAACCUAUAACUCUCCAGAGACGAUUUAUUAUAAAUGCGCUGCCAGGCUGGAAGCCCAUUUUCGGAGCAAAGUCCAAUCUGGUGUACAGUCGGGCACCAAAAUUCAGUAGGAACACCUAAAUGCGUUUUAACAUGGAUCCCUCUCCCUCCCCUUCAGUGGCUAAAGGAAUUUGAAUCUUCUCCAUUAUUUCUAUGUAUGUUGUAAAAUCUUUAAUUUAAUUUUUUGUGAAACGUGUUAACUUUUUUGUGCAGUUGAGAUUGAUUUUAUUUUAACAUAAUAGUAAAAACAAUUUCGUUGAUA
Molecule: messenger RNA, 2139 nt
Organism: Prosopis cineraria
Lineage: Eukaryota; Viridiplantae; Streptophyta; Magnoliopsida; Fabales; Fabaceae
Product: histone acetyltransferase GCN5-like
Exons: 13
Coding region: 302-1948 (548 amino acids)
Biological process (GO): positive regulation of transcription by RNA polymerase II; chromatin remodeling
Cellular component (GO): histone acetyltransferase complex
Molecular function (GO): histone H3 acetyltransferase activity; protein binding
Source: RefSeq, a predicted model, not a curated record